UGCUUCGCACUGCGUCUCUCGUCCAGGAACCAGUUUCUCCGUCCCACGUCAUUCGCGCUAAGCAACCGCCCGACAACCGCGGCCUAGUCCGUGCUCUCCAUUCUGCCGAAGCUCGCAACACGCGAACUGCUCUCCAACCUCAUCGACUUUUCCCGCGACUGCCAUUGCGCACCACCCCGACGUCCACUCUUCCUGCCACGACCACAGACGUAGCGUCUCCUUGCGCUCCGCUUACCCAAUCACAAAAUGGCCCCUCUCGCAGAUUCGGCGGUCUCUGACCUCCAGAGCACCGUCUCCCGGCUGGAGAAGCGCAUUGCAGAGCUCGAGACCAGGCUGCAGGGCCAGGUCGGCAUCUCAGACCAAUCCCAGGAGAGCGUCAGGAUGAUUUUGAUUGGGCCGCCCGGUGCCGGCAAGGGCACACAAGCGCCGCGCAUCAAGGACAAGUUCUGCGCAUGCCAUUUGGCUACUGGAGACAUGCUCCGCGCACAGGUUGCCGCGAAGACAGCGCUCGGUCGCGAGGCUAAGAAGAUCAUGGAUGCCGGAGGCCUUGUCAGCGAUGAGAUCAUGAUCAACAUGAUCAAGACUGAGCUCGAGACCAACCAGGAGUGCAAGAACGGUUUCAUUCUUGACGGUUUCCCACGAACAGUCGUCCAGGCCGAGAAGCUCGACGGCAUGCUUACAAACACCAAGAAGCCUCUGCAGCACGCUGUUGAGCUCCAGAUCGACGACUCGCUGCUCGUCGCGCGUAUCACUGGCCGUCUCGUCCACCCCGCGUCUGGCCGCUCGUACCACAAGAUCUUCAACCCUCCUAAGAGUGAUAUGACCGACGACGUCACCGGCGAGCCGCUUGUCCAGCGCUCCGACGACAACGCCGAGGCCCUUAAGAAGCGCCUGGUAACAUAUCACACCCAGACCGCGCCUGUUGUCGGAUACUACCAGAAGACCGGCAUCUGGAAGCCCAUCGACGCGAGCCAAGAGCCCGGCCAGGUCUGGAAGAGCCUGCUCAAGGUCUUUGACAACAAGGCCUACGUCGCUGGCCAGACCGGCAGCUUGUUGAACAAGAUUGGCCUCAAGAACUAGAUUGUCCGAGGUGCAAAGGAGUGACCACGAGCAGCGCGAAUGUGACAUGGCGUUUGCGGAUUGUGCUGGAGCAGUGGAAAAGUCGACCUCCAUACGCUUUAGCAUGGUGAAUGCACAUAGUGGAGUGGGACUGCAAAGGUCUCUGUACUUGUAAGGAUCGGUCGUUUGGAUCUACUCG
Molecule: messenger RNA, 1258 nt
Organism: Boeremia exigua
Lineage: Eukaryota; Fungi; Ascomycota; Dothideomycetes; Pleosporales; Didymellaceae
Product: adenylate kinase 1
Exons: 4
Coding region: 247-1080 (277 amino acids)
Biological process (GO): ADP biosynthetic process
Cellular component (GO): mitochondrion; cytoplasm
Molecular function (GO): ATP binding; AMP kinase activity
Source: RefSeq, a predicted model, not a curated record